Loxodonta africana (African savanna elephant) is the source of this 1556-nucleotide messenger RNA. It is a transcript of the gene EPSTI1, whose product is annotated as epithelial stromal interaction 1. The record is from RefSeq and is a predicted model, not a curated record. Bases 78 to 1031 code for a protein of 317 amino acids. The transcript has 12 exons. NCBI's taxonomy places the organism in Eukaryota, Metazoa, Chordata, Mammalia, Proboscidea, Elephantidae.
AAUCUUAUCUCGAGACUCGUGGGGCGUCCCAGCCCGCACCCCCGGCGGCAGCGGCCCUGAUCCAGCGGCUCUGAGCCAUGUACUCUCGCAGCAGGUUGGUGGGCUCGGGGUCUGGGGCCACCCCCGCGACCCGCCCCGCCUGGGACCACUCUGCGCGGAGCGGGCAGCUGGACCCGCUGCCAGGCCAGAGACAGGGUUUGGAGUCGGCCCCCGAGGACCCUUCGCGGGACACCCCAGAGCACGCAGGCCAGAGGCUCCAGCACACAGGCGCAUAUACCUUGAUAACACCAAAUGAAAGCCGAAGAAACCAGAUACGACGGAUUGCUGAGACAGAACUGGAGAGCCUGGAGAAAUGGAAGGAGCAGAAUAGAGCUAAACCAGUUAGCCUGGUGCCAAGACCGCUGGGUGGAAGACAAUCAGAAGCUGAAGUCAGGCAGAAACAACAACUCCAAUUGAUGCAAUCUAAAUACCAGCGAAAGCUAAAAAGAGAAGAAUCUGUGAGAAUGAAGAAGGAGGCCGAGGAAGCUGAGUUCCAAAAAAUGAAGGCAAUUCAGAGAGAGAAGAGCAAUAAACUAGAGGAGAAAAAGAGACUUCAAGAAAACCUCAGAAGAGAAGCAUUCAGAGAGCAUCAGCAAUACAAAACUGCUGAAUUCUUGAGCCGACUGGACAUGGGAUCGCCAAACAGAAGCACCUGCCAGACUGCUCUUCGUGACCCACAAUCCUCAGCAUGGAAACUUCCUGUCUUGUCUAAGGAUAACUGCUGGGCCAGAAGCUGGAGUUAUAAAGAUUCUCUGAAGGAAGAAGAAAACAAAAAAUUGCAAAAAAUGAAGGAUGAACAACACCAGAAGAGUGAAUUAUUGGAACUUAAGCGACAGCAACAAGAAGAAGAAAGAAGCAAAACCCACCAAGCUGAACACAGGAGGGUAAAUAAUGCUUUUCUGGACCGACUCCAAGGCAGAAAUCAACCAGGUGGCCUCCAGCAGUCUGGAGGCUAUUGGAAUAUGGAUCAUGGUAACAGCUGGGAUUUUUAAGAAAUAUUUACUUCCACCUGGCCUUCGUCAUCCAACUUGAAAACCCUCAAGAGAUGCUUUUUAUAAAUAUGACUUUGUUCAGCCUCACUUUUUACGUUGACUUCAACUGUCCACCUGCUCGUCUCAGCAGUCGGGUACGGCUGGUUUCUGCCUGUCGUUAUUUGUGCAGUUUGCAGGAGCUGGUGACUGAACUCAUGUUUAACCUUCAAUGCCAGCGAAAUGUUACAUUAUAUUUCUAACUGGCUUUACCUCUUCUUGGCAAUGCAAUUACAAUAAUGUUCGUGUAAUAGGGAAGAGGGAAUCUUUUGAUACUUUCAGGUCACUGAGAGCCCUGGGUGCAGCAGGCUGGUCUCUCUAAGCAGAUAAUUCUUGCCUACUUCUCAGAUCAGGUUUGGGGGAGCUUUGGGGCCUUACAGAUUUUUAAUUCCUAUUUUCUUAUGUCUGUAUGUGAGCAAAAGGAAAAUAGUUUCAUAUCUAUUCUUUUAACCAAAUUUAUCAAUAAAUUUUGAGCUAUUUCUGUAUAAA